GGCCACCCAGGUACGGACCAGACAGGGCUGGACGGUGAACAGCGAUGGACGUGACACUGAAGUGCUCCUUGGUCUGCAUUCUGAUGGCGGUGGCCGUUUGGCCGGUAGCUUCCCCAUUGACACCGCCGGCCGCGACACGGUUCGCUAACGGCUCCCACCUGUACGACUAUCUGUACGGCGGCGGUACGGCGGACGAACGGCACGGCGGUACGGCGGGAGGGGAGGACCCGUGGCAGCAGCUUGUGGAGCUGUUCUCCGCCGUGGCGUUCAACGGGGGACCUGGAGGUCGGACACAUCCCAGAGGUCACCGCAGCCGGCGACAAGCCUCGUCGUUCGAGACAGGAUUCUACAGUCACCCCGGACACCAAACAAAAGACGGAUUCUUCCAGUAUCAGGCCUUCGGAGAAGAAGCGGGGGAAGAAACGACAGAGGAAGAAAGCGAGAGUCUGCCCUUUUUCGGUGAAGUGGCAUUCGCGUUCCCUUUGGUGUUGCUUGAUAUCCCCUACUCGGGUAUUAAAAUCCCCAUGUUUGAUUAUGACUCACGGAAUUAUUAUGAUUGAGAGCCUGACUGCAAAGUGUGUUAGUCUUUUAGGCAUCCUAGAAAUAUAAUUUCAAAGCUAAUUGCCCACAUGCUUGUCAGAUUCUUAGCAAAGUGCCAAACAGAUGCAUCAGGAAUAUUGCUAGGCUGGCCGCCUUUGGAGCUGAACAAACAUGCCUAAAUGCUUUACACGUGAGCAAUUUGUCACAUUUGUGUGAGUCGUGACCGUUCUCACUGGCUGUACUGAGCUGUAGCGAUCUCGAUGCAAUAAAACAUUUGUGCUGUA
Molecule: messenger RNA, 824 nt
Organism: Amphibalanus amphitrite
Lineage: Eukaryota; Metazoa; Arthropoda; Thecostraca; Balanomorpha; Balanidae
Exons: 3
Coding region: 45-560 (171 amino acids)
Source: RefSeq, a predicted model, not a curated record